AUUGAACUGCUUCCCAUUCCUUCACUGAAAAUGCCACUACGGACCCCUACGCAACCUACACAUUCACACAGAUCAGUGUGGGUCAGGCGCGGAGAUCGAAAAUUAUCGAUCGCCAACUUCAAUCUUAUCGUCUUGAGUCAUUGGCCACUCUGAUUAUCGUGAUACUGAAGAAAACCACGUACUAAGUACUGCCGUGUUCGGGCCAACACCGGCACAUACAAGUAGGACCGCAUGGCCGAUGCAAUCGAAAACGUCGAAGACAUUCUGCUUGACUCGCUCGAGAUCCUCGGCACAGAACGAGUAGAAGACCCGGGGUGUAUUCAGUACGGCGACCUCGUACUAACCGUCGCGCCGAAGGAAGGAAAGGCGAAUACGUUGCUCGCAGACCAUCUGUUCUCACCGGCCCUCCUCCUCGCCGAGCGCAUCGAACGAAAUUUGGUCGAAGUUGCAGGCCGAUCUAUCAUCGAACUUGGCGCGGGAUGCGCACUUCCCUCACUCCUCGCUGCUACCCUGCCUGAACCCCCUAAGCUGGUAGUGGUGACGGACUACCCGGAUGAUAUCAUUCUUGGAAACCUCAGAAGGACUGUGGAACGUAACGUACAACAUUUCCGCCCCCCGUGUGCCGUGCAUUGCGAAGGAUACGAAUGGGGAAAGGACGCCUCUUCACUGCUUCAUCUGUCUGAGGGCCCUGACGGGUCACUUGGGUACGGUGUGGUGAUAAUGUCCGACUUGCUGCACUUUCACUCCUCCCACGAUGCACUCAUCCACUCGCUCUCGUGUCUCCUUGCGAAGACGUCUGGCGCUCGGGUGUACGUCGCCGCAGGUAACUAUACCGCACUACCGGUAUGCCAGAAUUUCCUGGACACUGGAUCCCGUAUUGGUUUGUUGUGGGAGGACGGCGGCGGCGCUAGUGACCAAGGGAACCACAGCGAUUAUAAGGGGGAUAUCGAAGCCACGAGCCCGUGGCUGGGCACAAGAGCCAUCGCCGGCAUUGACGCUACACAGCUUGGCGUCCGCAAAGGCCUGUGCCGGUGGUGGGUCGGUAGAUGGAAUAUCCCAGACAUUAAAGGUGUUGUUGAUGGGAUCACCGUGGUCUGAUAUGCUGCCGGGCAAUGUUGGUCGGCGUUAAUUAAUACACCUCUGGCAUUGCAAGGCUUCAGGGUUUUGCGGUGAAUUCUU
Molecule: messenger RNA, 1179 nt
Organism: Pisolithus orientalis
Lineage: Eukaryota; Fungi; Basidiomycota; Agaricomycetes; Boletales; Pisolithaceae
Exons: 5
Coding region: 232-1098 (288 amino acids)
Biological process (GO): peptidyl-lysine dimethylation
Molecular function (GO): protein-lysine N-methyltransferase activity
Source: RefSeq, a predicted model, not a curated record